GACUGUAGACUAAGGUGGUAAGCGUAUUUUACGGUGCAAAUUCUCGUGAAUGAGCUGACAGCUUUGUUUUUUUCACAAAAUCUAGAUUUGGUUUUACAAUGUUGAAAUAUUGAUAUUAAUUGGGGCUGAGGAAUUUGUGAAACAGAAACAAUACAAAAAUAAUGUCAUUGUAAAUUAAUAAUGCUAACAAUGCAAACGACGCUACCUUGAUUACAUUACGAUAGCACGUACUAAUAUGUCGGUCACAACCCAAUGUUCGUGGCCUUAUGUGAGAUUUUCACGCAAAUAAUUUUGUGUGGUUCACCGCGAUUAAUCAAAAUACAAAAGUGUAACUAAUCUGAAUAUGGACCAGUAGAGUGAGCCAAUAGUCCAACAACUGAUUGAUGAAUCAUAAAGGUGUGCUCUGGUAUAUUUACGUUUGCCAGGAAGUUAUGUAAUCGUUGCUGUUGGCUUGACAAUUUAAUUAGCUCAUAGAAAUUUCUGUCUGGACUGAGAUAAGGAACAACUACUUGGAUUUUGGGGCGGAUCCAGAUCAUUUCUACUAGGUUACUUUAUGUUUAGACCUCUGUGUGAGUGUGUAUGCUAGCAGCCCUGGAGAGACAAAGAUAGCAGAGACAGACAACAGUUGUUCUUCAAUACGCUACUACCAGCCUAAAAUGUUACGGCCGGUUUAACUUUUAGGAUUUACUUUUUGGGGCCGAUCCAUGUUCUGUAGUUUUUUUUUACUAAUAGGAGAUAGGGAUUGUUGGAGUUCAAUGCUCUCUGAGUGCUUAUCUCGUCGUACAAGUUAUCAAACCAGUUUCUAGCCAGACCAACCAUAAACACAAAAUAAGCAAUUAUUCGUACCCUCAUCUUCUCCCUGAACCAACCAAAGCCUCCAAAGCUACUUUCCCACAACAAACCUUGCUGUACCGUCCACAAACGCAUCAGUUGAGCCUGCCGCACGUUGCUGAAAGAUCUUCUUCCUCCAAGAUGGCCGCAAGAAACGGGAAUUAGUUGACUUGCGUCCUGCAUUUUAGAUCAGAACACCUGGAUUAUAAUCUUCUGAACGAUGGUUGAAGGAAUUCCCGAGAUAGCCGCCAUGUGCAUCGGCCUGGUAGGGCUUAUCGGCGCAGCCGCCACCACCGGCAUGCCCAUGUGGAAGGUAACGGCGUUCAUAGGGGAGAACAUCAUCGUCAUGGAGACCCGCUGGGAAGGCCUGUGGAUGAACUGCUACCGCCAGGCGAACAUAAGGAUGCAGUGUAAGGUGUACGACUCGCUCCUGUUCCUGCCUGCCGAGCUCCAGGCCGCCAGGGGUCUCAUGUGCUGCUCGGUGGCCUUGUCCGGACUAGGGCUCAUGAUAGCCAUUUUGGGGCUACGUUGCACUUCCUGUCUCCAGGGUAACAAAAGGGCAAAGAAUGUGAUCCUGUCGGUGGCAGGCGGAAUGCAGCUCCUGGCUUGUGUCUGUGUCUUCAUCCCAGUGUCGUGGACUGGUCAUGUGAUCAUCCGGGACUUCUACAACCCGUUGUUAAUCGAUGCACAGAGAAGAGAACUAGGGGAUGCCCUUUACAUCGGCUGGGUGACGGGAGCCGUUCUUUUCUGCUCCGCCUUGUUGUUCAUCUGCAGUCGUCAGACCUCGGACAAAAGGUCAAAUGCUCUUUACCACCCGCCACACUUGCUCAGAUACAACACGCCGCCGAGGAACCUCAAUCCGAUGAUAUAUCAGCCCAUUUCAAGUGUUUCCAGCCUUAGAUCCAACAUCUUCCAACCAUCCCUGCAGCACAGCUCUGACGCACAUCAGCUGGUCAAUCCUCAAAUAGUGACAAGCGACGCCGCACGAGCCACACUGCCGGUCCUCCUGAACCCAGGCCGGCCUGAAAGCACAACGCUCUUGUUUCAAGGCAACGAAGUCUAUCAUUCGUCCAUGAGAAGCUCGAACCCGCUCGGAAAGCUGUACACACCAGUCAACUCCUUGUACAUGAGCCAGAACAGCGCGCCGUACACGCUGGCGUACGAUCCCUCUGUGUCCUACAAUCCCUCUGUGUCCUACCAGUCCAGUUUCCAGCCCACGCCUCAAGCUCCUGUGUUCAUUCCAUACAGAGCUUCAAGAAUUGAACCAGGGUCUUACACUGGAAGCGGCGCAGGCAUGUACAUAUAAGGAAAAUUCGCCUUUUUUGUUGUGGCUAGUCUUGACAAUGAAGUCUGGUUACUUUUGAAUACCAAACAUUUAGAAGUGUUUGUGUUUCCAUGAAUGUAUUGAUCGGCAUUGAAACCUAUAUAAGGUGUAGGUCCCACAGCUGUAUAUUUGUCUUUCAUGUGUUACAUCAGGUCUUUAGGUGGCAGUAUUAGGCCUUGUUCACACUGCAGAUCAAUUCUGGUUUGUUGUCCAUAUGUUGUUGUGUUGUGUUCAUGUCGAUAUGAACGGUCAAAUUCGCAACUGGACUGCUUGGUUUGUCUUGGAAGACAUUUCGCCGCUCAUCCGAGUAGGCUUCAUCAGUUCGUGCUCAUAGACUUAGAUUGGUCAGAUCAAGUACGCUGGACUGGUAGUAGUCGAUCCACAACUAUUGUUCUGCCACACAAUACCUCAAGACACUUUACACUCCUGCUCCUAGUGCCACCAACACUGGUUUAAAUGUAACUUAGAUAUUGGGUUUCACAAUUUAAAGUGCUUUGAGUCACUAGAAAAAAGCACUAUAUAAAUAUAAUUCACUUCACUUAUAUGCAUAUAUAUAUAUGCAUAUAUAAUAUAUUUAUGCAUCAUAUAUACACAUAUAUAUAUAUAUAUACACACUAUAUAUACAUAUAUAGACACUAUAUUUAUAUAUAUAUGCAUAUAUAAUAUAGUAAUAUAUUUAUACAUCAUAUAUACAUAUAUAUAUAUAGACACUAUAUAUGCAUAUAUAUAGACACUAUAUAUAUAUAUAUAUAUAUAUAUAAACACACACACACACAUAACAUGUAUUUUUUUCAAUCGAUUCUCUUAAACUAUUAAUCGACUUAAAAUCGCCACUUAAAUGUGAAUGGAUUUCUUUUAAUGCCCCUAACGUAUAGUCCAUAAAAUAAAAAUAAAAUCAAAGACCGCUUCAAUCAAGCGGUAGAUGGCAGCAGCUUGUUUACUUGCUAUUUAGUGCAAACCUGUUUGUGUGGAGCCAGGACAGCAUCAUGUUUCCAAAAGCAUGAAAGAUGAAACCUACAACCGACACGUCCCCUAUGCACCGUGUGGGAAUACGCACAGCAAUGUCCAAACGCCUGCAAAACACAGGAAGGAUCCCCAACCAUAAACCCACAAAUUCUGCAAACAAAUUAAAGUUGCACAUUCAAAAAAACAAUGCCAAAAAUACGCACACAAGCGCAAAAAACAAAUGUUUGAAAAAUUGCAGCAAUUUGGCAGGACAAAACAAAGGUUUGAAAGGCUAAACCUACGCUAUGUCAAUCAGUUGCUUUGUCAAAUACUAUAGUUAAAUUAGGAGUGUGUGACACAACCUACACUCCCUUGCAAAAAGGUUAGAGGUAGACUCAGCUCCUCACUGUUCACAUAACACAGACGUCAUAACGUCAUCAAAGCUCCCAUUUAUGAUUCACACACAGCGCCAACAAGACGGGUACAAAUAUGAUGAAUCUAUUUGUGGCAGCAUCGGACUGAAUCAUCUUGCAGUUUCACUUUUGCAUCUCAUAUCACAUAAUUGUGGUGCGUACAAGGACCCUUGAUUUAAGUUCUUCAUAAGAGGCUUAACCCCCAGUAGAUGCACGAACAAUAAAAUAAAAUGUAUAAAUAUGUAUUCGUUUGAUUAUUAUUAAUAUGCACUGAUGGAAAUCGUACAUGGAUCUAACAUAUGCAUGUAAACAAUUACUGGACAGAUAAAAUGUGUUGAUAGUUUGCACAAUAAACAAUUGUCUAACAAAA
Nerophis ophidion (straightnose pipefish) is the source of this 3883-nucleotide messenger RNA. RefSeq names its product claudin-8-like. Gene Ontology annotation, molecular function: structural molecule activity. Gene Ontology annotation, biological process: cell adhesion; bicellular tight junction assembly. Lineage: Eukaryota; Metazoa; Chordata; Actinopteri; Syngnathiformes; Syngnathidae. Gene Ontology annotation, cellular component: plasma membrane; bicellular tight junction. The record is from RefSeq and is a predicted model, not a curated record. The transcript has a single exon. The coding region runs from base 1052 to 2137 and encodes 361 amino acids.